GCGGAUUUGCAUAAACUCCCGAUGAGCUCAGGGGAGCAGCUGGGGAGACUCCGGGGCGGCAGGAUUCGGGGCGGUUUCACGCCGGAGCGGAGCCGGGCUCUGGUACCGUUCGGAACCGCUGCUUGGAUCUGGGGUUUUCCCUCCGGCUCCCCCGCAAAACUGGAUUUACAAAGCGGAGUAAAACCCUGGUGUCUUUCCCUUCCCUGCCCAGGGAUUUUCACCUUCCCGGUUUCCAGGGGGUUACAUGGUGUUUGGCGUCUGCCAGGCGGAAGAUCGGAGCGGCCGGGAAAGGGUGAAAGGAAACAUCGCACCGAUGGGCCCCAUGAGUACAAAGGACCAGGACCAAACCCAUCACUGUCAGCGGGGUUGGCGGAUGUAAAUUAAUAGCAUUGAUACUCAAUAAUGGAUACUCAAUAAUAGAUAGAUGCAGGAAUAACUCGAAACACUGCUGUUAUUAAAAGGAAAACAACAACAAAAGCAGAAAAGGGAAUAUUGACAGAGAGACUGAAAUAACACCUCGCUAUAACCAUACAGGCAUGAAGACCCUGUUGCCGGCCUAACCUGGCCUGAGGGGCUGAGACCGGGUGGAGCACGAUGAAACCCAUAAUCCUUUGCAGCUUCCUCUUGGCGUCUGUCCAGGCAUCGGAACUGGAGGGGCACUUUGAUCUAGCCAAGUGUCGCUACGCGCUGGGCAUGCAGGAUCGAACCAUCCCCGACGAGGAUCUAUCUGCCUCGAGUGCCUGGUCUGAUUCCACGGCCGCCAAGCACAGCCGGCUGGACACGAGCGACGGGGACGGGGCGUGGUGCCCGGCGGGGCCCGUUUAUCCCAAUGACGCCGAGUUCCUGGAGGUCGACCUGCGGCGUCUGCACUUCCUGACCCUGGUGGGCACCCAGGGCCGCCACGCCGGGGGCCACGGCAAGGAGUUUGCCCGGGGCUACCGCCUCCGCUACAGCCGCGACCGGCACCACUGGCUCGCCUGGCGGGACCGCUGGGGCAGCGAGGUGAUCUCUGGGAACGAGAACACCAACGAGGUGGUUCUGAAGGACCUGGGGCCGCCCAUCAUCGCCCGCUACGUGCGCUUCUACCCCCGCGCCGACCGCGUCAUGAGCGUCUGCCUGCGCGUGGAGCUGUACGGCUGCAUCUGGCGCGACGGGCUGCAGUCCUACACCGCCCCCCUGGGCCAGACCAUGGUCCUCCAGUCGGAGCCUGUCUACCUCAACGACUCCACCUAUGACGGCUACAGUGUCAGCAAACUGCAGUUUGGGGGGCUGGGGCAGCUGACGGAUGGCGUGGUGGGGCUGGACGACUUCACCCAGACUAAGGAGCUGCGGGUCUGGCCGGGUUACGACUACGUGGGCUGGAGAAAUGACUCCUUCCCCAAAGGCUACAUGGAGAUGGAGUUCGAGUUCGACAGCCUGCGGGCCUUCACUUACAUGAAGGUCCACUGCAAUAACAUGCACACGCGGGGGGUGAGCAUAUUCCGGCAGGUGGAUUGCAGGUUCAAACGCAGCCUCCCCACGGCCUGGGAGCCUGAACUCGUCUCUCACAUGCUGGCUGUGGACGUCAAGGACCCCAGUGCCCGGUCAGUCACUGUGCCCCUGGAGGGGCACCUUGGGCGUUUCCUGCAAUGCCACUUCCACUUCUCCAGCACUUGGAUGCUCUUCAGUGAGAUCGCCUUCCUCUCAGAUGUGGUGGACAACGUGUCCAUUUCCGGAACAAGCCACUGGCCCCCGAUGGCUGGCCCCCGGCCCUCGGGCAGGGGUGCUGCAGCCCCCCCUGUUCUGGAAGACCCUGGCUCCACACUUCACAGAGACACCGGGGUCACGUCCAACCUCACACUCCAGGAUCUCGAGAUCCAAGGAGAGUCCAAAUCUGGCCAGCCAAUCGCCAAGGAUGAUAACAGCAAUACCUCCAUUCUGAUUGGCUGCCUGGUGGCCAUCAUCCUGCUGCUAUUGGUCGUCAUCUUCCUCAUCCUUUGGAGGCAGUACUGGAAAAAGAUCCUGGGGAAAGCCCAGAGGCGAAUCUCUGACGAUGACCUGACCGUGCACUUGUCGGUCCCGGGCGACACCAUCGUCAUCAACAACACGAUGGGCUCCCAACGCCACUCGAAUCGCUACGAGCGCAUCCACUCGGGGGAGACCGAGUAUCAGGAGCCCAGCCGUGCCCGCAUGAAAUUGCCCGAGCUUCCCCAUGGUGCCGAGAACUCUGCUCUGCUGCUCAGCAACCCGGCCUAUCGGCUCUUCCUGGCCACAUACGCCCAGCCAAUGGGAGGGCUCGCUCGCCCGCCAGCCGACGGGGCUAAGCCAAUCAACACAGAUGCCUGCAGCGGCGACUACAUGGAACCAGACCCUGCCGGGGGCCAGGCCGCGGCGCAGAACAAUGUCCCGCACUACGCCGAGGCCGACAUUAUCAACUUGCAGGGGGUGACGGGCGGGAACACCUACGCCGUGCCCGCUGUGGCCGUGGACGCGCUGGCCGGCAAGGACAUGGCCCUGGGGGAGUUCCCCCGGGGGCGUCUCCUCUUCAAGGAGAAGCUAGGGGAGGGGCAGUUUGGAGAGGUGCAUCUCUGCGAGGUGGAAAGUCCCCAGGAUCUGCCCAUUCUGGAAUUCCCAUUCAACGUGCGCAAGGGGCGCCCCCUGCUGGUGGCCGUGAAAAUCUUGCGCUCUGAUGCUACCAAGAACGCCAGGAACGACUUCCUGAAGGAGGUGAAGAUCAUGUCACGGCUGAAGGACCCCAACAUCGUGCGGCUGCUGGGCGUGUGUGUGCGGGAUGACCCCCUGUGCAUGAUCACCGAGUACAUGGAGAACGGGGACCUCAACCAGUUCCUCAGCAGCCACGAGCUGGAGGACAAGCUGGGGGGCAGCACCAGCGAUGCCCCCACCAUCAGCUACCCCACGCUGGUCCACGUGGCGGCUCAGAUUGCCUCGGGGAUGAAGUUUCUGGCCUCUCUCAAUUUUGUGCACCGCGAUCUGGCCACGCGCAAUUGCCUGGUGGGGGAGGGCUUCACCAUCAAGAUCGCCGACUUUGGCAUGAGCCGCAACCUCUACUCGGGGGACUACUACCGCAUCCAGGGGCGCGCCGUGCUGCCCAUCCGCUGGAUGGCCUGGGAGUGCAUCCUCAUGGGGAAGUUCACCACGGCCAGCGAUGUCUGGGCCUUCGGGGUGACGCUCUGGGAGGUGCUGAUGCUGUGUCAGGAGCAACCCUACGGCCAGCUCACCGACGAGCAGGUCAUCGAGAAUGCCGGGCAGUUCUUCCGGGACCAGGGCGAGCAGAUAUACCUGUCCCGGCCCCCUGCCUGCCCCCUGGCUCUCUAUGAGGUGAUGCUGCGCUGCUGGGUCCGCGAGUCCAAGGACCGUCCCUCCUUCCAGCACAUCCACCGCUUCCUGUCUGAGGACGCACUCAACAUGGUGUGAGCCAAGCUGAGCAGAGGGGGGGCCAGCCCAUGUGGACCCCCAGGCAUCAGCUUCUAUUCUGCAUCUCUCCAGCUACAGCUGUGGGUCGUCUGUGCAGGAGCUUGGGUGGGGAGCUGGAUCUGGGAACUGGAAGCUUCUCUACUGGGGCGUCUUAAGGGGCAUCUGUCCUUGUGUCUGGCCCUAUCUCUAUCUGUCCAUCCCUGGCUGGCCAGCCUGCCUGCCACUCUAGCUAGCUAGCUCACUUCUCUCUCCAGGCAUUCCUGACCCUUUCUAUCGAUACAUUUCUUCUUCUCUCUAUCUGUUCAUCCUUUUUUCAUUAUCCCUCUCUCUUUCUCUCACUCAUUCACACACAGACUCCAUGUCCCUCUCUCACUUUCUCUCUUGUCACCAUCUCUCAUCCCCUCUACGUCUCUCAAUCCCUCUUUCUCUCACUCCCUUUUUUCCCAUCUACCCUUCCUUGCUCCUUACUCCUCCUUCCCUCAUUCCCUCUUUUUUACUCUUCCCCUCUGUAUCCCUUGGAGGGUGUUUCUUUCUUCCCCACUGCCGUCCUGCAGCGGGGAUGACUCCAAAAGGGACUUGGCAGAACUGGCUUUGGGGAUCAGACUUCUGUAUUAUUUUAAUUUCACUUGGACUGGACUAACACUGGGGGGAAAAUAGUGCCUUGGUGUCAUGGCACUGGGGUGAACUGAACACUGGAUGUAGGAGUUGCUACUGACAUGGACAGGGGAAGGGAGGGGUGGGGCGAAGGUACGGGACAACAAUGAAAUAGCCUGGAGGCAACCAGGCCACCCUCAGAGGAGGGAGACUGGUCGAGAGGGGGCCGGUGAUCUGCUCUAACAAAGCAAGAGACACUGUUUGUUCUAGCAGGGCCAGAUCCCCAGCUGAUGCCAUCAACAUCAAUGCAACUACUGCUGGUUGGCACCAGCUGGGGAUCCAGGCAUCAUUGUUUGUAAUUUAAUUUUUACUUCCUCCUGAGACUUGGAGCAAGAGAUUGUAGAUAACAUACUAUAGAGUCUGGGGGCAGUGAGAUUUUCACUGGUGACUAGCGUUUUAGGGUGCAUUCAUUUUUGUAGCGGGAAAGAGGCACGACGCUAAAGGGCCUUCUCGGAAAAUCCAGUGCCUUUAAGGUGCGAAAUCACUAAUCACUUUGCAAAGUCUUGAGCUGAGCUUCCCAAAGGCGGUGAAGGUGAGUGAAGUGCUCAUAGAAAUGAAUGAGCUUUUGAGCACUAAAUUUCCUUAGACUUCUCCGAAAUCCCCAGACUUAUAAAUAAAUGUCAUAACAAUAAAUUGGUUAGUCUCUAAGGUGCCACAAGUCCUCCUUUUCUUUUUGCGAAUACAGACUAACAUGGCUGCUACUCUGAAACCGGUCAUAUUUUUGUUUCCAAGGAGUAAAUAUUGGUGACUAUGAUACAGAUUUAAUGAUUUGGAUGUGUAUGUUUUUGUCUCUCUCCACCCACACACAACCCUGUCAAAUGCUUUUUAUUCAUUUUUUAAUUCCUUGCUAAUCUUGGUAGUUUUUUCUUCUUUUUUACUAUUGUUAUUUGGAAACGGGAUCUGUACAUAUUUGGCGAGUAGAGAAAAAAAGAUUUUUACACUAAUAUAUAGAUUUUUGUUGUUGUUUAGUUGUUUCCUUUUAUGUGGUGAAUAAAAGCUUUGCAUUUUCUA
Messenger RNA from Chelonia mydas (Green sea turtle), 5079 nucleotides. It is a transcript of the gene DDR1, whose product is annotated as discoidin domain receptor tyrosine kinase 1. NCBI's taxonomy places the organism in Eukaryota, Metazoa, Chordata, Testudines, Cheloniidae. The coding region runs from base 595 to 3414 and encodes 939 amino acids. The record is from RefSeq and is a predicted model, not a curated record. Gene Ontology annotation, cellular component: membrane; signaling receptor complex. Gene Ontology annotation, biological process: positive regulation of kinase activity; protein phosphorylation; multicellular organism development. Gene Ontology annotation, molecular function: protein tyrosine kinase collagen receptor activity; ATP binding; collagen binding. The transcript has 19 exons.